Molecule: messenger RNA, 3368 nt
Organism: Aethalodelphis obliquidens (Pacific white-sided dolphin)
Lineage: Eukaryota; Metazoa; Chordata; Mammalia; Artiodactyla; Delphinidae
Gene: FAM47E
Product: family with sequence similarity 47 member E
Exons: 8
Coding region: 1-1410 (469 amino acids)
Biological process (GO): transcription initiation-coupled chromatin remodeling
Cellular component (GO): chromatin
Source: RefSeq, a predicted model, not a curated record
AUGAAUAUACCCAUUCCAGAUGGGAAACUGAUGGCCAUAGAGUCCUCUGCGGAGACUGGUUUAGCCUGCGACCUGCCCUUCUCCGGGUUAGACAGCACCUGGAGCCUUGGCCACCCAGCUGGUAACUGUGGCCAAGCUGAGCCCGUGUUUGGAGAGUACCUCGGGUGGAGACCAGCCUGCUCACAACCUCCUUCUCCCACCCUUGUGGUCCUUGUGGUCCAUAACACCGGCACGUUGUCUCGCAGGUACAGAGAAGAUCUGCCGUCCAAGUGCUUCACAAAGCACGGGCGCAGGUCGCCACGCCCCACGUCACUGAACAGCCGGCGGUGGAGGUUUGUGAGAACGGGACUGGAUGACUUCCGGAAAGGCUGCCCGCCUUGCGGAGGUGUGAUCACUCGGGGCCCUGAGGAGGGCUUUCUCCCCCAGAUUUAUCACAGAGCUCCCCGACCUGCCCCGAAGAGGAGCCAGAAGGACAUGCUGCCUAGGGAAGCAGCCCUGCGUUCCACGCUCUCGCCGGCCCGCCAGGCGCGGAAGGACUUCCUGGCGGACGUUGAGGCCCAUCCGACCCCGCACCCCUCGGCUCUCUACCCGGACCUGGAGGAAGACAUGCCCGCAGAACUCUUAUUAAAGGUGCUGGAAGUGCUGGGUCCUGACAGGAAGCUGGAGGACACACGGGGUUAUUGUCAGGGCAUCCGGAAAAGAAUGAAGGAACCCACAAAACUUUUAAAAAAACAUUCUACUCAAGUCUUCCUGGGGCAUCCCAAGAAGACUCCUGUGUCACAUCCAGGCCAGUGGCUUUAUGAAGAAAAGAAGCCAAGUGAAUCAGAUCUGCUCUGCAAUGAUGGUGCACUUCGACAUGAAAACGUACGCAAAGGAGUUAGCGACUUCUGCAGCUGGGCUACUAAGUUUCGGGGCCUGAACAUUGAUGAGGAGUUCAUCCUGAAACAGUUUGACAUUGACUGUCAGAGCAAACCAAGCUAUAAUGUGCUCCAUACAAUGAGACCCAGCCAGGUUCCUCUGGAGCUAAAGAAAAGGAUUGGGCUGAAUAACCUGCAGGAGCCACAGUUUUCCCAGAAACUGCACUAUGAGCAGAGACCUCAGAAACCACAGAAUCCUUAUAAACCAAAGUGGGUGAAGAUGAGGUACGGAGCAUGGUAUCUGAACACCAAGUUGUGGAAAAAGCAAAGAGCCGAUGAGCCUUUGGUUGACCCCAAGGUCUUACAUAAAGCUCAAGAUGAGAAUAUGAAAAAGGAGCUAUGGGAACAGGAGGAGUUACUUGCAGACCUUCAUGGAACAGCUGCCUUUAAGGAUUUCAUUCUGCGCAGGGGCUACAGGAUGCCGAGUUUCCUUGAGAAGAUGUGUAUGAGGAAGGAAUGUAAAUGUGAAUGUAACAAGACUUCUGUAAAAUAACUCAAGCAUGGAAGAAUCUUGGGAAGAUGAUUAGACAGAUUUCAUUUACUAUAUACUUGGCUAUUUCUCUCUCUCUUUAAACAUUAAACAAAAUUUAUAAUGAAUGUCCCACCAUAGUUGUACAAUUUUGACUUGGCAACAUUCAUAAAAUUUAUAACUAAUACAAACAUUUCAGAAUAGUCUUCUGCUUCAGUUAAUCAAUAUUUUAUAUAUUUUAUCAACCGUGAGAUCAAUUUCAUAUUUGGUAUUCUAACAUUUUGAUAGCAUUGUCAAUAUUACAUAGUUGUAUCAACUAUUUGUAAAAAUAAAUAAAACCAUAAAAAAGCAGAAUUGCUUUAUUUCAUUUUCCCAGAGUAUUAUUUUCCCUGGUUUUGAGUGAAUAGCUCCUUUACUCUUUCUUUACAAUAUAAUUUUCUUUCAUUUUGAAUUAAGCUUACUGAGGGUUUUUUGGCAUGUUAAUCUUGAUAAUAAAUGUGUACCUAUAAUAUAAUGUCAUGGGUCAUAAAGUUUAAUGGAAACUCAAGAUGACAUAUUUUUACAUUAAAUUUUUAAAACUUAUUUUAUUUAACAUGUUAAUGCUCAUGUUAGGAAAAUUAGAAAAUAUAGACUAACAAAAAGAACGUAGAAAAUACAAAUACUUCCUAUAGAGUCAGCAGUAACUACUCUUUACUCAUUGGAAUGCAUCCUUCCAGAUCUUUCCCUCUGAAAUACCCUCUGGAUAAUUUAAUCAAAGGAAUUUAUUUAAAGGAUAUUGGAUCCCAAAGUUUUAUCAGUUAUAGUAGUUGUCUUCAAAUACAGAAUCUCUGGGUGAUGGAUGACCUUUCAUCCUCUGGGUCUGUCAUGAUCCCAUUUCAAUAAUCUGUAGGCUGUAAGUGAGUCUUUACUAUACACUCUAUGCAUCUGGACACAUUAGGGUGAUGGAGUACAUGACAGAAGCAAUGAACGCAUAGUGUCAGCCCAUUGCUGUGAAAUGAGUUUCAGUGUUGAGUGGGAUACCGUGGUGGUGAAUGAGCAUGCAGGAAGUGUAGAAAUGUUGGUGUGGGCAGAAGUUUGUUAAGCAGGAAAGCAAAUCCAAUUGCAGAAUAGGUUGCUAGUCUAGUCAGGCCACUUUCCUCUGCCUCCCUUGCUGUUUCAACUUGUCAUACAUGCCUGCUUGGUAGCCCAUGGGAGCCCCAAAGCCUGAGAGCCCAGAGGAGGCAUCCAGUUCUACCAGGCAAGCUGGGGCAGGAUUCUGACAUUCAAGUGCUGAGCCAAGAUGGUGUUGGCGGUGGUCUGGAGAGAAUGCAUUUCUUCCCCUGGACACAUUGUUCCUGGCUUUGUUACAUUCAAGCCUAAUUCACAUUAGGGACUCAAGUUUGGUUUUAAUUACUGGACAAUUAUUCCACAGAAGCAGUAGCCAGGGCAGCCUUCGUGAGGGGAAAUCCAAGUUGCUGAACCCACGUGGAGCCUGCAUUUCUGCCUCCAUGCCCACUUUGCCCAUGAGAUCACUGGGCAACAUUGGAAUUUCUGGAGAAGGAAGCGGGCUGGCAUGCAGAGGAUAGGUCAAACUUUUCACCUGAUUAUUGAGCGCUUCCUCUACAGUGGAGGGCUUUUGGUGGGUAUUCACAAAGAACCAAAUACUCCCAUACUCUGGAUCCAUUCUGAGCGAUCCCCUGUAUACCUCUUCUCCCAAAUCUCUUUGUCACUAUCCCUGCAUUCUUGAUCCUUCCAAGUCUCUGGCUACUAAGCUAAGCCAUCAGCUGCUGACCAUUAGUUGGUGACAUGCACCUCAGCCCAUUUCUCCUUUCAGACAAAGUGGUCAACAGGAUGAAAUGCUUACAUUUCUGUCUACUGGAAAAUUCCCCUUCUCAGCUGCUCUUCAGGGCCACCCUUGAGUUGGGCUACAGUGUUGUGGCAGUCCACUUGUGGCUGCUGCCGUCAUAUAGUGGAGGUUGUCUGUUUCAUCACCUGGACUAAGA